AUGGCUACUAAGAGGAAACCAAUUCAUUCGAGCCCGCGGAUGAAUUUUCGGCCAAAUAUUGGUGAAAAUGCAGAAGCCAAAGGAACAAAACCAACAGCACCUCCAACUUCUAUGUCUGAAGUGUUAAAUUUAAUAAUAUUACAUCAGUGUAGAAGAGUUAUAUUUUAUAAUGUGAAUCUUAAAGUUGGUAUAUACUUAGCAGCAGUGUUCAUUAUUUCUUUAAUAACGGAUCAUGCUUCAAUACCAAGGACCUACUUCUCUAGGUCUAAUAAUAUUUUUAACUUAUAUUUCGUUAAAAUAGGCUGGCUGUGGACAUUGUUACUAACAGUACCCUUUAUACUCUUAACCGCAUAUACUUAUUGUUGUGGUAAUAGAAAACAAAUAAUGAAGAAUCACUUAUUAAGACUUGGCAUAGCCACUGUAUUCUGGCUGUUUUUUACCAAAUCUUUUAAUUACAUUGAAGUACAAUAUGGAUAUUGCAAAGUAAAAGGUUUCCUUACAAAGUCUACAUGUUUAAGGAGUGGGCACGUUUGGAAUGGAUUUGAUAUAAGUGGACACACAUUUUUACUUAUAUAUUCCAGUUUAAUACUUAUGGAAGAAGCUAAAGCGAUUAUUGGCUGGGAAAGUAUUAGAGAUCAUAUUAGAAAUGAGGAACAUUUCAGAGCGCAGCAACAACUUCAAGUAAGCUCAAAUCCACUGAGAUAUUUGAAUGAUAAUGAGCUCUACACCUUAAAAACAUCGUAUAAUAAAGUAACACCUUAUAUCCGAUUAUUGUUCAUAUCAAUGACAAUGUUACUUGUACUAUGGGAUGUAAUGUUAGUUUCCACAAUGCUUUAUUUCCAUAUAAUGAUUGAAAAAUUUGUGGCAGCGUGUCUGGCUAUUUUGGUAUGGUAUUUUACUUACAGAUAUUGGUUUGCGCAAACCAAAUUGCUACCAUCCAUGCCAGGAAAUGGUGCAUUCAAGUAUCAACAAAUUAAAAAACAAAUGCCUACGGUAAAUAGAAAAGCGUCGAUGACAAAUUCUUCAAAUGGUAAGGCUAUUCCUAAAUUUAUGGGAAUGCCAUUAUAUGUACCAAGAAACAUUGACGAUAAAUGUAACAAUAGUACAAAUGAAUUAAAUGUGCAAUAG
Molecule: messenger RNA, 1128 nt
Organism: Ctenocephalides felis (cat flea)
Lineage: Eukaryota; Metazoa; Arthropoda; Insecta; Siphonaptera; Pulicidae
Product: FIT family protein CG10671-like
Exons: 1
Coding region: 1-1128 (375 amino acids)
Biological process (GO): lipid droplet organization; phospholipid biosynthetic process; lipid storage
Cellular component (GO): endoplasmic reticulum membrane
Source: RefSeq, a predicted model, not a curated record